Messenger RNA from Phytophthora sojae, 1713 nucleotides. RefSeq lists its product as hypothetical. Gene Ontology annotation, molecular function: misfolded protein binding; ATP-dependent protein folding chaperone; heat shock protein binding. The coding region runs from base 1 to 1713 and encodes 570 amino acids. The record is from RefSeq and is a predicted model, not a curated record. Gene Ontology annotation, biological process: protein refolding; cellular response to unfolded protein. Lineage: Eukaryota; Oomycota; Peronosporomycetes; Peronosporales; Peronosporaceae. Gene Ontology annotation, cellular component: cytoplasm. The transcript has a single exon.
AUGGUGGUCGCAGGCAUCGACAUCGGCACGACGCACGGCUGCGUGGGCGUGUGGCACAACGGCAAGGUGAACAUCAUCGCCAACGACCAGGGCUUCCGUACCACGCCCGCCUACGUGUGCUUCGAGGGCGAGGAGGUGAUCGUGGGCGACACGGCCGUCAACAAGCUGCCGUCGCACGCCGAGAACACCAUCUUCCACCUCAAGCGCCUGCUGGGCAAGGCCCACGCCGACGUGGCGGACCGCGACUUCGUCAAGGAGUGGCCCUUCGACAUCACGGCGGGCGCCGACGGCGUCGCCCAGGCCGAGACCCAGCGCAACGGCGAGAAGCACCCCGUGUCCCCCGUCGAGUUCAUGGCGCUGCUGCUGCAGAACCUCAAGGAUCUGGCCGAGGACUUCACGGGCGAGAAGCUCGAGCACGUGGUCAUCAGCAAACCGGCGCACACGGACGACUCGUACACGGAGCUGCUGGACGCCGCCGCCAAGAAGGCCGGCGUCAACGUGCUGACGUACCUGAGCGAGCCCCUGGCCGCGGCUAUCGCCUACGGCCUGGACGAGGCCGCCAACAACGCCAAGCCCGAGUACGUGCUCGUGUUCGACAUUGGUGGCGCCACCCACGACGUGACCCUCCUGAACGCCGACAAGGGCCUGUUCGAGGUGGUUGCCAGCAAGGGCAAGGACACCCUCGGCGGUGAGGACUUCACGGCCGCUGUGUUCGAGCACUGCGCCAAGUCGUUCCUCCGCAAAACCAAGCUGGACGUCAAGACCAACCAGAAGGCCUCCAGCCGUCUCCGCAUUGCCUGCGAGGUUGCCAAGAAGACGCUGUCGACGCAGACUCAGGCCAACAUCGAGGUGGACACGCUCAUGGAAGGCGAGGACUUCUCGCUCAAGCUGUCGCGCCCCCGUUUUGAAGAGCUCAUCACCGACUACGUGCACGAGACGAUCACCGAGAUCGAGGCCAUCUUGGAGGAGAACGAGCUCGAGAAGGAGGACAUCGACCACAUUGUGCUGGUCGGCGGCUCCACCCGCAUCCCGCUGGUGCAGAACCUCGUCAAGAAGUUCUUCGACGGCAAGAACGUGCACACGCAGCUGUCGCCCGACGAGGCUGUGGCCUACGGUGCCACCAUCGAGGGUUCGGGCCUUGCUGAGCUCGUGGGCGUCCCCGCGCCCAAGAACCCGCUCAACAUGGUGAACGUGGUGCCGCUCAACCUGUCGGUGGCCCUGGCCAAUGGCAGCGUGUCGGAGCUCAUUCAGCGCGACACCGUGCUGCCGGCCACCGCCACCGAGCUGUUCACGACCUCGGAGGACAACCAAGAGGCCGUGUACCUUCAGAUUUACGAGGGCCAGCGCCUCAUGGCCAAGGACAACACCCUCGUGGCGCAGCUGAGCGUGGCGGGCAUCACGCCGCUGCCCAAGGGUGACGCCGAGAUUGAGGUGACCUUCACCGUCAGCACCAAGGGCGUCCUCACGGUCACCGCCUCGGAGCGCAAGGCCGGCAAGAAGUCGCUCGAGGUGACCCAGGACUCCAAGCGCCUGACGCCCGCCGACGUCGCCGCCAUCGUCAAGAAGGCCGAGGACGCCGCCGACGAGGACGACGAGCUGCUGGGCGAGCUGGAGGACGCCGAGGAGGCCGCCGAGCUCGAGGCCGCCGCCCCGGAGGUCGAGGCCGCCAGCGCCCCUGUCGUGCCCGUCGUGCCCACGCAGGACCUAGACUAA